Raphanus sativus (radish) is the source of this 606-nucleotide messenger RNA. RefSeq lists its product as uncharacterized. Lineage: Eukaryota; Viridiplantae; Streptophyta; Magnoliopsida; Brassicales; Brassicaceae. The record is from RefSeq and is a predicted model, not a curated record. Bases 1 to 606 code for a protein of 201 amino acids. The transcript has 2 exons.
AUGAAUCAUUUGUUCUGGAGGGUUUCUCCCAAAAUGGAGGAUCAUCACUUUGCUUGGAUCUUAUGGUACAUUUGGAAAGGAAGGAAUAAUAAGGUUUUCAGCAAUCUGGAUAUUGAUCCUAGAGAUACACUAAAAAUCGCAGUAACUGAAGCAAAGAUUUGGGAAGACGCCAAGGUGGUAUCCGUCCCGGUAGUAGAUCGACCAAUUCCGAGCUUACCGAUCAUCCCAGGACGCUGGUGUUUCACGGAUGGCUCUUGGAAAGACAAGGAUGUAUUUUCUGGUCAAGGGUGGUAUAGCACCCUAGAAGGUUUUGCGGGAUUAAUGGGGGCAAGGAAUGUACGGGCCUCUCUACCUCCUCUUCAUUCUGAGAUCGAAGCAUUAAUUUGGGCAAUGGAGUGCAUGAGGAAUUUGCAUCAAUUUAGGGUCACGUUUGCAACAGACUAUAUCAAGACCUUGCGGGAGAACUUCCACAGCUCAGAGAUCAUUUAUGUACCACGCACACAAAACAAGAAGGCCGAUGGACUAGCACGAGGGGCUAGAACUCAAGCGUCUUUUGUUGUGCACAUGGAUGACGAGCCACCAACAUGGUUUACAGAGUCUAUAUGA